GGGCGGCAGUUCCGGGACUGGUGCCUGCGCACCUACGGGGACUCGGCCAAAACCAAGACGGUGACCCGGAGCAAGUACCAGCGCAUCGCCGAGGUGCUGCAGGGGGGAUCCGGCUCCGGCGGCGGCUCCGGCGGGGGGGAGAAAGGCAAGUUCCAGUUCUGGGUCCGGUCCAAGGGCUUCCGCCUGGGAAACGGCACCAGGGAGGCGACGAAGAUGGGUCAAGUGGUGGUAUAUGUGCCGGUGAAAACGGGAACGGGGGCAGAUGGACUGUCGGAGCCCGAGGGCAUCUCUCUGAAACGCGUGGCUGUGGUGGAAGAUUUCUUUGACAUCAUAUACUCGAUGCAUGUGGAGAGCUCGUCGGAGCCGGGCAAAGCACCCAAACAUGCCGGGCAGAAGAAAACCUACCGAGCGAUUGCAGAGACCUAUGCUUUCCUCCCGAGAGAAGCUGUGACCAGGUUCCUGAUGAGUUGCACCGAGUGCCAGAAGAGGAUGCAUUUCAACUCCAACGGACUGGAGCCCAAAGAGAGCGAACCGCCUUCCUCCUUGGUUUCUGGGAUCAUUGACUACAACAUGCCCCUCACCUCCACUUACCUGAAGCAGAUGAAGCUGCGGGUAAUGAACUCACAGGAACAGGAUGAGACAUCGGUGAGCAGCGAGGACUUUGAUAUGAACGACUCCACAUGGAUCUCAGCUGACCAGCACCUGAACUCCAGCCUGAGCCCCAGCCAGGACGAGAGCAUGCGCAGCCCGCAGAACCUGCACGGCCAGGAGGAUGGUGACAGCACUUCUGCUUGCACAGGGCCCGGCAGCGGGGCUGCGCCCGUGGCAGGAGGGAAGGGUGAGAUGGGGCAGAAGCAGGGAGCCAAGGAGAAAGGGCUUUUCCUUGUGACCGUGGGCAGGGCGGGCAGGCGAGGGCUGCUCGCAGUAACCCCCAUCUCCUCUCAGUCCCCUCCGUACAGCUCCGGCAGCUACGACUCCAUCAAGACAGAGGUCAGCGGCUGCCCCGAGGACCUGACCGUUGGCAGGGCCCCCACGGCUGACGAAGAUGACGAUGACCAUGAUGACCACGAAGACAACGAUAAGAUAAAUGACUCGGAGGGGAUGGACCCGGAGAGGCUAAAGGCCUUCAACAUGUUUGUGCGCCUUUUCGUGGAUGAGAACCUGGACCGGAUGGUUCCCAUCUCCAAGCAGCCCAAGGAGAAGAUCCAGGCCAUCAUCGAGUCCUGCAGCCGGCAGUUCCCUGAGUUCCAGGAGCGGGCACGCAAGCGCAUCCGCACCUACCUCAAGUCCUGCCGCCGUAUGAAGAAGAACGGGAUGGAGAUGACCAGGCCCACGCCGCCGCACCUGACCUCGGCCAUGGCAGAGAACAUCCUGGCUGCUGCCUGCGAGAGCGAAACGCGGAAAGCGGCCAAGAGGAUGCGGCUGGAGAUCUACCAGACCUCCCAGGACGAACCGAUUGCUCUAGACAAGCAGCACUCCAGAGACUCCACAGCCAUCACCCACUCCUCCUACUCACUGCCAGCUUCAUCCUACUCCCAAGACCCAGUCUACAUCAAUGGAAGCCUGAACUACAGCUACCGUGGCUACGGGUCCCUGGGGGGCAGCCUGCAGCCGCCCGCCUCCCUCCAGACGGGCAACCACAGUAACGGUCCGACCGAUCUCAGCAUGAAAGGUGGGGCCUCCAGCACGGCCCCCUCCAACAGCACCAGCAGGGGAAUGCAGGCUGCCCAGCUCAGCCCCACGGAGAUCAGCGCAGGGCGGCGGGGUGCCCCGGAGUCGGCGGCGUUUCUGCUUCGAUCUGCAGACGAACUGGAAAACCUCAUUUUACAGCAGAACUGACUCCCCGUGUCUGCGUCGCUCCUCUGUCGAGAAGACAAUUUAUACCUGCGAGAAAGCGGCUCCCAGCG
This is a messenger RNA of Egretta garzetta (little egret), 1907 nucleotides long. RefSeq names its product nucleolar protein 4 like (gene NOL4L). NCBI's taxonomy places the organism in Eukaryota, Metazoa, Chordata, Aves, Pelecaniformes, Ardeidae. The record is from RefSeq and is a predicted model, not a curated record.